Molecule: messenger RNA, 7562 nt
Organism: Hipposideros armiger (great roundleaf bat)
Lineage: Eukaryota; Metazoa; Chordata; Mammalia; Chiroptera; Hipposideridae
Gene: AGRN
Product: agrin
Exons: 38
Coding region: 404-6337 (1977 amino acids)
Biological process (GO): receptor clustering; neuromuscular junction development
Molecular function (GO): laminin binding; calcium ion binding
Source: RefSeq, a predicted model, not a curated record
GUCCCGAGUGAGGGGCAGCCGGCCGCUGGUCCCCUCGGACCGGCCUUUGCAGGGUAGCCUGGCUGCGGGGCUCCCAGCGGCUCCAGGAAGACUGAGCUCGCCAGCGUCCUGCAGAGAUCUGCUGGCGCCUCUGGCCCAGGCCCGGACGCCUGGACAGGUUGCGGACAGCGCGGGUGGCUGCUGGCCCUCAGUUCCUGAUCCGCCUGCCUUUGAGCCCACAUUUCAAAGGCAUUUCUGCUCCUGAGAGCUCUGCACUCCUCCCAGCAUGAGCCUGGAGGGCUGUGGAGGGGGCCUGGCACCCCUGGCAUGCCACUGCAGCUGAACUUUGAGAACAUAGCUGUGGUCAGCUGUCCCAGGGUUCCAGAAUGGGGGGCGUAGCCCCAGAGAGGCCUAAGGGUGCCCCAUGAGGACCGCACACCCUGAAAGAGUGGAGGCUGAGGAGCCCGGGGCCAUGCCUCCACUGCUGCUGACGCAGGACCCCGGGCAGCAGCGCGGGGUCUCCCUGCUGGUGCGCUAUUUCAUGAUCCCCUGCAACGUCUGCCUGAUCCUGCUGGCCACGUCCACGCUGGGCUUCGCUGUGCUGCUCUUCCUCAACAAUUACAAACCUGGGACUCACUUCACACCAGCACCCCCGACACCUCCAGAUGCUUGCCGAGGAAUGCUGUGUGGCUUUGGCGCCGUGUGUGAGCCCAGUGCCCACGGCCCAGGCCGAGCCGCCUGCGUGUGCAGGAAGCGUGCCUGCCCUCGCGUGGUGGCGCCAGUGUGCGGCUCUGACGCCUCCACCUACAGCAACGAGUGUGAGCUGCAGCGGGCACAGUGCAGCCAGCAGCGGCGCAUACGCCUGCUCAGCCGUGGGCCCUGUGGAUCCCGGGACCCCUGCUCCAAUGUGACCUGCAGCUUUGGCAGCACCUGUGCGCCCUCGGCCGACGGACAGACAGCCACGUGCCUGUGUCCUGCAACCUGCCGGGAUGCCCCGCAGGGCCCAGUGUGCGGCAGUGACGGCGCCGACUAUCCCAGCGAGUGCCAGCUCCUGCGUCGUGCCUGUGCCCGCCAGGAGAACAUCUUCAAGAAGUUCGAUGGCCCUUGUGAUCCCUGCCAAGGCGCCCUCAGCGACCCCAGUCGCCUCUGCCGCGUGAACCCACGCACUCGGCGCCCAGAGAUGCUCCUUAGGCCAGAGAGCUGCGCUGCCCGGCGGGCGCCAGUGUGUGGGGACGAUGGUGUCACCUACGACAACGACUGUAUCAUGGGACGCACGGGGGCUGCCCGCGGCCUGCUCCUCCAGAAAGUGCGCUCUGGCCAGUGCCAGCCUAGAGACCAGUGCCCAGACCAGUGCAGGUUCAAUGCCGUGUGCCUGUCCCGCCGAGGCCGCCCCCGCUGCUCCUGUGACCGCAUCACCUGUGACGGGGCCUACAGACCCGUGUGUGCCCACGAUGGGCACACAUACGACAAUGACUGCUGGCGCCAGCAGGCCGAGUGUCAGCAGCAGCGUGCCAUCCCUGCCAAGCACCAGGGCCCGUGUGACCAGCCCCGGUCCCCCUGCCUUGGGGUGCAGUGCCCGUUUGGGGCAGCGUGUGCUGUGAAGAAUGGGAACGCCGAGUGCGUGUGCCAGCAGGCGUGCUCAGGCCUCUAUGAUCCUGUGUGUGGCAGCGAUGGUGUCACGUACGGCAGCACUUGCGAACUGGAGGCCACAGCCUGUGCCCUUGGGCAGGAGAUCCGGGUGGCUCGCAGAGGACCCUGUGACCGCUGUGGGCAGUGCCGCUUUGGAGCCCUGUGCGAGGCUGAGACUGGGCGCUGUGUGUGCCCCUCUGAGUGCGUGGCCUUGGCCCAGCCCGUGUGCGGCUCUGACGGGCACACGUAUGGCAGUGAGUGUGAGCUGCACGUCCACGCCUGCACACACCAGAUCAGCCUGCAUGUGGCCUCGGCUGGACCUUGCCACACCUGUGGAGACACGGUGUGUGCCUUCGGGGCAGUGUGCUUGGCGGGGCAGUGUGUCUGCCCCCGGUGUGAGCGCCCCCCACCUGGCCCCGUGUGUGGCAGCGACGGUGUCACCUACCCCAGUGCAUGCGAGCUACGUGAGGCUGCCUGCCAGCAACAGACACAGAUCGAGGAGGCCCGGGUGGGGCCCUGUGAGCAGGCCGAGUGCGGCUCAGGGGGCUCCGGGUCCGGAGAGGACAGCGAGUGUGAGCAGGAGCUGUGUCGGCAGCGCGGUGGCGUCUGGGAUGAGGACUCAGAGGACGGGCCAUGUGUGUGCGAUUUCAGCUGCCAGGGUGUCCUGAGAAACCCGGUGUGUGGCUCAGACGGGGUCACCUAUGGCACAGAGUGCGAGCUGAAGAAGGCCCGCUGUGAGGCGCGGGCGGAGCUGUACGUGGCAGCUCAGGGAGCCUGCCGAGGCCCCACCUUGGCCCCAGUGCCACCUGCGGUUCCCCUGCACUGCACCCAGACCCCCUACGGCUGCUGCCAGGAUAACAUCACUGCUGCCCGGGGUGUGGGCCUCGCUGGCUGCCCCAGCUUGUGCCAGUGCAAUGCACACGGCUCCUACAGUGGCAGCUGUGACCCGGCCACAGGCCAGUGUUCCUGCCGCCCCGGUGUGGGCGGCCUCAAGUGUGACCGCUGUGAGCCCGGCUUCUGGAACUUCCGUGGCAUCGUCACCGAUGGCCGGAGUGGCUGCACCCCCUGCAGCUGUGACCCCCGAGGUGCUGUGAGGGACGACUGUGAGCAGAUGACCGGGCUAUGCUCCUGUAAGCCUGGCGUGGCUGGACCCAAGUGUGGCCAGUGUCCAGACGGCCGUGCCUUGGGCCCUGCUGGCUGUGAGACAGAUUCCUCGGCACCAAAGACCUGUGCUGAGAUGCGCUGUGAGUUUGGGGCAUCCUGCGUGGAGGAGGCUGGCUCCGCCCACUGCGUGUGCUCAACACCCACCUGCCCUGGGGCCAAUGCUACGAAGGUCUGUGGGUCAGAUGGAGUCACCUACGGCAACGAGUGUCAGCUGAGGACCAUCGCCUGCCGCCAAGGCCGGAACAUCUCUAUCCAGAGCCUCGGCCCGUGCCAGGAGGCUGUGGUCCCCGGUGCCCACCCCACAUCUGUGUCUGUGGCCACCUCGGCAAGCAACUUGAGGGAGGCACUGCUGCCCCCGCCCAGCGCCCUCCCCCUGGCUCCCAGCAGUACCGUCCGCAGCCGACCCACCCCCCGCCCCUCGUCACAACCUUGGACCACUGCCAGCAUCCCCCGGGCCACCCGGAGGCCUGUGCUGACCAUGCCCCCCACAGCGCCCCCCGUAGCAGCUAGCCUCGCCACGUCUGCCUUUGGUGAAUCUGGCAGCGCUGAUGGGAGCGGUGAUGAAGAGCUGAGUGGGGACAUGGAGGCCAGUGGGGCCGGCUCAGGGGGACUUGAGCCCCCUGAGGGCGGCAGUGCUGUGACCCCUGGGCAACCCAUUGAGAGGGCUUCCUGCUACAACUCACCUUUGGGCUGCUGCUCGGAUGGCAAGACGCCCUUGCUGGAUGCUGAGGGCUCCAGCUGUCCUGCCACCAAGGCAUUCCAGGGUGUGCUGGAGCUUGAGGGGGUCGAGGGGCAGGAGCUGUUCUACACACCUGAGAUGGCCGACCCCAAGUCAGAGCUGUUUGGGGAGACAGCCAGGAGCAUCGAGAGUGCGCUGGAGGACCUCUUCCGGAACUCAGACGUUAAGAAGGACUUCUGGAGUGUCCGUCUGCGGGACUUGGGGCCUGGCAGCUCAGUCCGGGCCAUUGUGGACGUGCACUUUGAUCCCACCACAACCUUCAGGGCACCCGAUGUGGGCCGGGCCCUGCUCCGGCAGAUCCAGGCUUCCAGGCGCCGGUCCCUGGGGAUAAGGCGGCCCCCGCAGGAGCACGUGCGCUUCAUGGACUUUGACUGGUUUCCUGCAUUCUUCACUGGAGCCACCACAGGAGCCACCCCUGCCGCGGCCAUGGCCAGAGCCACCACCACUGUGCCGCCUUCUGCUGUGACCCUUCGGGCCCUCUACCCCAUUCACACAAGCCGGCCUGUCAGCAGGACCACAGCCCCCCCCACCACACGCCGGCCCCCAACCACUGCCCCCAGUCGUGUGCCUGGACGCUGGCCCCUGCGCCCAGGCACCCAGCAGCCCCCGAGGCCCUGUGACUCCCAGCCCUGCCUCCAUGGGGGAACCUGCCAGGACCAGGACUCAGGUGGAGACUUCACCUGCAGCUGCCCAGCUGGCAGGGGGGGCACGGUCUGUGAGAACGUCCUGCGCCGCUCCGUGCCGGCCUUCAGGGGCCGGUCCUUCCUGGCCUUCCCCACCCUCCGCGCCUACCACACGCUGCGCCUGGCGCUGGAGUUCCGCUCGCUAGAGCCGCAUGGGCUGCUGCUUUACAACGGCAACGCGAGGGGCAAGGACUUCCUGGCCCUGGCGCUACUGGGGGGCCACGUGCAGCUCAGAUUUGACACAGGUUCGGGGCCUGCGGUGCUGACCAGCACAGUGCGCAUCCAGCCCGGCCGGUGGCAUCGUCUGGAGCUGUCUAGGCACUGGCGUCAGGGUACGCUCUCAGUGGACGGUGAGACCCCUGUCCUGGGCCAGAGCCCCAGUGGCACUGACGGCCUCAACCUGGACACAGACCUCUUUGUGGGCGGCGUCCCAGAGGACCAGGCUACGGCGGUGCUUGAGCGGACUUCUGUCAGCGCUGGCCUCAGGGGCUGCAUCCGCCUGCUGGACAUCAACAACCAGAGGUUGGAGCUCAGCAGCUGGGAGGGGGCCGUGGCCAGAAGCUCCAGCGUGGGCGAGUGCGGGGACCACCCCUGCCUGCCCAGCCCCUGCCUUGGCGGGGCCACGUGCGAGGCUCUGGAGGCAGGCAUGUUCCACUGUCAGUGCCCACCUGGCCGCUUCGGCCCAACCUGUGCCGAUGAGAAGAACCCCUGUCACCCGAACCCCUGCCAUGGGGCAGCCCCAUGCCGAGUGCUGCCUGGGGGUGAGGCCAAGUGUGAGUGUCCCCUGGGACGAGGCGGCACUCUCUGCCAAACAGUCUCAGAAGGGAAUGAUGACCGGCCCUUCCUGGCUGACUUCAACGGCUUCUCCUACCUGGAGCUCAGAGGCCUGCACACUUUUGAGCGGGACCUGGGGGAGAAGAUGGAGCUGGAGGUGGUGUUCCUGGCCCGGGGCCCCAGCGGCCUACUCCUCUACAACGGGCAGAAGACAGACGGCAGGGGAGACUUUGUGUCGCUGGCGCUGCGUGACCACCACCUGGAGUUCCGUUAUGACCUGGGCAAGGGGGCAGCAGUAAUCAGGAGCGAGGAGCCGGUGGCCCUGGGCACCUGGACCAGCGUGUCACUGGAGCGGAAUGGCCGCAAGGGCGCCAUGCGCGUCGGCAGCGGGCCCCGUGUGCUGGGGGAGUCCCCGAAAUCCCGAAAGGUGCCACACACUGUCCUCAACCUGAAGGAACCGCUCUACGUGGGGGGGGCCCCUGACUUCAGCAAGCUGGCCCGGGCAGCCACUGUGUCCUCUGGCUUCGACGGUGCCAUCCAGCUGGUCUCUCUGAAAGGCCACCAGCUGCUGACCCAGGAGCACGUGGUGCGGGCGGUGGAUGUCUCAUCCUUUGCAGACCACCCUUGUACCCAGGCCUCAGGCCACCCUUGCCUCAAUGGAGCCUCCUGUCUCCCUCGGGAGGCCUCCUACGAGUGCCUGUGUCCUGAGGGCUUCUUGGGUCUGCACUGUGAGAAGGGGCUGAUCGAGAAGUCAGCAGGGGACCUGGACACACUGGCCUUUGAUGGACGGACCUACGUCGAGUACCUCAACGCCGUGACUGAGAGCGAACUGACCAAUGAGAUCCCAGCCCCCGAAGGUCCAGGUUCCGGGGCCCUUCGCAGCGAGAAGGCGCUGCAGAGUGACCACUUCGAGCUGAGCUUGCGCACCGAGGCCACGCAGGGGCUGCUGCUGUGGAGCGGCAAGGCCACGGAACGGGCUGACUACAUGGCACUGGCCAUCGUGGAUGGACGCCUGCAGCUGACCUAUGAUCUGGGCUCCCAGCCCGUGGUGCUGCGCUCCACUGUGCCUGUCAACACCAACCGCUGGCUGCGGGUCAGGGCGCACAGGGAGCAGAGGGAAGGUUCCCUUCAAGUGGGCAAUGAGGCCCCUGUGACUGGCUCUUCCCCGCUGGGCGCCACACAGCUGGACACAGACGGAGCCCUGUGGCUGGGAGGCCUGGAGAAGCUGCCAGUGGGCCAGGCCCUGCCGAAAGCCUACAGCACGGGCUUCGUGGGCUGCCUGCGGGAUGUGGUGGUGGGGCGGCGGCCACUGCACCUGCUGGAGGACGCGGUUACCAAACCAGAGCUUCGGCCCUGUCCUGCCCCGUGAGCCUCACUACAGCCCACCGCUCACCCUGCUGUAAUUAUUUUCUAUUUUUGUAAACUUGUUGCUUUUUUGAAAUGAUUUUCUUGCCUGUGUUUUGGCCGGAGGGACUCCUGGCCCAUCCACCCUCCCACCCAGGCAGGCGAGCUGCAGAGACAAACUCGGUGCCAAGGGACUCACAAGGUUGAUAUGGCUACAUGGAGGGCUUGGCUCAGACGGCGGCCUCAGGACACACCCCUCCACCCUGGGCCACCGUGUCCCAGCCCUCGUACUGUGCUUCCCCGUGUAUCCACCUGUGCUGAGCUGUUGUGUUCUCCGGCCUGUCAGCAGACUCCCCAUACACAUCACCCAUGCUGCACCUGGUGAGGCCUGCGUCCCCACAGUGGGAAGCUUAGCUCCGACUGAGCCGGUCCUCGUCCUGCGUGUGCUGUGAACGGGCCAGCCUCGCCAGGAGUAGCCCUGAGCCUCGCUGGCCCCUCCUGGGCCCCCUGUGCCAAUACUGUGACUAAGAAAAGACAUUACUGUUGGGGACACAUUGCGCCACCUCCCAACUGUGUCCAACAGUCCCAGGGUGCUGGAGAGCAGAGGCCAGGCCCAGGCCUGCUCCAGGAGCUCUGGCCCUCAGCUGGCCCUGCCCAUCCGCCCAUCCACCCUGGACAUGACUGUAUUUCCUCUGACACCUCAGACCCCGCGAAGAACCCCAAGAGGGAGCGGGCCACUGUGUGGUACGGUUGACGUCCAUUGCCUGCUUGCCUGGGCAGCCAGCACCCUGUCUCAAGGACUGAUGUCCAGGCCUGACUACCAGCCAGAGUUCUUCAUGCAUUGAUUUUAUUUGACAUCUGUGCCAGUGACCUCUUUCCCGUCCUUGCCUGAGAGCACUGAGGACACUGCACACCAAGCCCUGACUUCACUUCUGGUGUGAGCGGUGGUUGUCCUUGUCCAAGAAUGACCAGGGGCUAUUCGGGUGUCUGACCAAGGCCAAGGAUUGGGUGCAGGGGUGGCAGAGAUGGCUGUGAAGCCAGAAAAGCCUUAAACUGCAACAUUGCAUCUCAUGCCAACCCACCUCACCCCACCCACCCGCCCUUGUACUGGAGGCAGUCGCAGUCCCUACUCCCACAGCUGUGGCUGGGAUAUGAGGCCCAGGAACUGAAGGGAGCCCCAUGUGUCACAUUACUAACUCCAAUCUAUAUGUGUGUCAAUCACCAUGAAAUAAAGUCUGAACAUGUUGGAA